Ramularia collo-cygni is the source of this 510-nucleotide messenger RNA. RefSeq names its product related to cytidine deaminase. The record is from RefSeq and is a predicted model, not a curated record. Bases 1 to 510 code for a protein of 169 amino acids. NCBI's taxonomy places the organism in Eukaryota, Fungi, Ascomycota, Dothideomycetes, Mycosphaerellales, Mycosphaerellaceae. The transcript has 4 exons. Gene Ontology annotation, molecular function: cytidine deaminase activity; zinc ion binding. Gene Ontology annotation, cellular component: cytosol.
AUGGCCUCAACCACCCCUUCCAAAGCUGGCCACUCUCGUCAUGAUACUGCUCUGAUCCAUGGUCUGUCAGCGACCGAAGUUCAACAGCUUUCGGAAGCAUGCGUCGAAGCUAAAGCCAGGGCAUACUGCCCGUAUUCGAAAUUCAGAGUUGGUUGCUCGCUGCUUCUGGCGAAUGGAAGUAUUGUUCAGGGUGCCAACGUUGAGAAUGCUGCGUAUCCGGUUGGAACGUGUGCUGAGCGAGUCGCGAUUGGCACUGCUGUGGUACAGGGUGCAAAGAAGGGAGACAUCCGAGCCAUAGCGGUCGCCACCGAUAUCAGCCCACCUGCGAGUCCGUGCGGAAUGUGCAGACAGUUCAUCAGGGAGUUUUGCGAGCUCAAUUGCCCGAUCAUGAUGUAUGACAAGGAUGGCAAGUCGACUGUGAUGACUCUGGAGAUGUUGCUACCAAUGUCUUUCGGUCCAGAGAAGCUCCUAUCGACUGACGAAUUGACGGCGAAUAUCGGGUCACAAUAA